Trypanosoma cruzi is the source of this 2661-nucleotide messenger RNA. RefSeq names its product ATP-dependent RNA helicase, putative. The record is from RefSeq and is a predicted model, not a curated record. The transcript has a single exon. Lineage: Eukaryota; Euglenozoa; Kinetoplastea; Trypanosomatida; Trypanosomatidae. Gene Ontology annotation, cellular component: catalytic step 2 spliceosome. The coding region runs from base 1 to 2661 and encodes 886 amino acids. Gene Ontology annotation, molecular function: RNA binding; ATP binding. Gene Ontology annotation, biological process: mRNA splicing, via spliceosome.
AUGGGGGACGGCAGCACCGCGAACCGGGCGCCGCGUCUCUUUGACGGCCCAACUGGUGAUGUAAACACGGCCUUUACGCAUAAAGUGCGGCAGCUGCUGCUGUCAUCAUCAUCCUGCGGGACUUCGAGUCUCCCGGCGGCAGUGCGGGCCUCUCCGCUCUACGCCGCCAUUCUUUGCUUUGCGGAGGCGGGGAAUGAGAGCCGGCAGCAGCAGCAGCAGCAGCAGCGGUCUGGGAGUGAAGCGGGGAAGCCGUCUGUGGCAUUUGCGCCUGUUAUGCCUUCAUCCCUCGCCCGCCGUGGUGUUGUGCCACGGGAUCCACUUUUGCAACGAAGGAUGCGCAGGCAGCAGCAGCAGCAGCAGCAGCCAUCUUCAUCAUUAUUGCUCUCCGGAACGAGUAAGGCGACACCCACCAGCAAGACGGCGGUGGAUGGACACGAGCCGCAGGUACAACAACGGCAGUUGUCCCAUUGGAGUAGACGUCCGCUGCAAGAAAUGACAUCUGCGGGGUGGGAAGUGUUUCGUGAGCAGAUGGGGAUACUCAUGGAGAUUGUGUCGCGCCGUGCAGUCGGGCAACCGGAAAAACAGCAACAGCCACGACCACCGAGGUACGCUGCGGAUGCACUUCGUCCGAUACGUUGCUGGGAAGAGGCACGUCUUCCUCUUGCGCUCGGAACGAUUGUGUCUCGUCGCUACGCGUUACCAACGCCGAUUCAGGCGCAAUGUGUCCCGCUUGUCAUGGCGACGGCGGCGACGCCAAGUGACAAGAUUGACGUGCUUGGUGUUGCGGAAACUGGAAGCGGCAAGACGGCAGCGUACUUGAUCCCAUUGUUUGCAGAUAUCCUGCGCCGCACUCCACGACUACUUGGUAAUGAGGCUCUCAUUUCGCACGGCCCACUUGCACUUGUGAUGGUGCCUACACGUGAGCUCGCCGAACAAGUGACACGGGAAGCAAUUGAAAUUAUACACGGAAUUCCCGAAAUGGAACUGCGGUGUCUCAUACAGGAGGAGUACAAGAAUGACCCCGGCAAUGAUAACGUGGCUGCGCAGCACAAUACGCUUGACGAAAUUCGUGUCGUGAAGGUUGUGGGUGGUGAGCAAAUGGAGGUGCAGUAUGAUGAGUUGUCCAAGGGUGCUCAUGUUGUGGUUGGCACACUUGGACAACUGGACGCAUUGUUGCAGCAGCGGUUCCUCGCUCUGGGUAAUACGCGUCUUGUAGUCAUGGAUGAAGCAGACCGUAUGAUUGAGGAGCAUCAGAGAGAGACCCUUGUUUCCGUGCUAGAGCGCUGUCCGAUGCCCCGGCAGACGGUCAUGUUCACCGCCACAUUGAGUGAAGCGUGUGAGGAGGUGGCGCUGAAAUAUUUUUCACCGGAUGGCUUUAUCGUGGUGCGUGUGCCACACCGCUGCUCAACCAUUACGCAGGUGUUUGAGAUGGUGCCAAGCGACGCGGGUGCGAUGGCUCCUGCGCCUGCCACCGUCGCAGCUCGCAGUGAUGUGGGCAACCACGAUACCUCGCAACAACGUUCAAAUCAGCCGCAAGUGGAGCGCCGCCGUCACCCGCUGUUGCAUCCCAUGAAGUUUGCCCGGAUUGUAACGUACUUGGCGUACGCAACCGCCCCCGUCGUGGUGUUUGCGAACGAAAAACGCACAUGUGACGUACUGUACGAUGAGUUGCGUGCUGAGGCAAAUCACCUUGCCGCACUGGAGGAGAGCUUUUCGCUGGAGGCUCUCGUUGGAGAAUCCCCGCCCGUCCUGCAGGGAAGCUUGCAUGACAACAAUAAACACCGACGGAGGCCCGUGCUAAAUCUUGGCAACAUGCGUUCUAUUGCGUUGGUUCACUCGGAGCAGUCGCAGGCUGAACGGCGACGACUUGUAGAACUCUUUCGCCGUGGUGAGCGCCGUGUGCUCAUUACCACCGAUCUCCUUUCACGUGGCCUUGAUGUGCCGAAUGUGACACUCGUAAUCAACUACGAUAUGCCUCGCGUGGGCACGGUCGGGCCUUCCAUGGCUGCUGCCUCAGCCAGCGCGGGGGAGGAGGCGGUGCAAAAGUAUAUUCAUCGCAUUGGCCGAACCGGCCGCGCGGGGGCGAGCGGUGUGGCGGUCUCACUGUUGUGCCUGCCGUCCUCGCUGAUUCAACGUGCCGAGCAACACACCCUGCGCAGUGCAGACGACAGGAGUCAUGGCGGGAACGCGACGGAGAAGCCUCCGAUGCAGCGGAUUGACAUGGCAGGCGUCUCUACAAAGACAAGGGUGCAGGAACGCGAUCGGCAAGAAUUGACUGGCGCGAAGAAUGGCAAAGAAUUGGAUGAAAAUCUGCUCAAAUUCAACGAUACGGAUGAUGCGAUGGACAACAACGAGGAGGAUGAGGAUGAAGAGGGAGAUGCGCCGCCGCGAUCACGUCGGCGGAUGGAGCGGCAACAGCAACGAGGAGGAGGAGGUGGUGGUGGUGGUGGUGGUCCUCCGCCAUCAUUCCCGCAUGACGAACCGUUGCUGCAGCCGCUUUGGACGUUUAUUGUGAGUUGCGCGGAGGCGAAUGGCGGCGGUGUGCGUGGCACUGAGCUCAUUCGCCAACAGCGAUGUCGUCUUGUGCAGAUGUCACCUGCCCUUGCGGCCCUCAUGAUGGCCUUCACGCGGAGUUCACCGUACGGUGCCAUCAUGACGUAG